AUGUAAGCGGUCAGGCAGCCGGCUGAAGGUGCCCUGGGCUCAGAGGUUUCAAGGGAACUGGACAAAACCACAGGUUCUGUUGAUCCUCUAGUACCAGUGAGCCUAAAAGAUGUCAUACUCAGCUGGAUCACACGAAGCAGAUGAGGAUGGAGCCAACUUAGAAGAAAAUGGUUUUUCUUCCCCCAAUCCCUCAGCUGCUGCUGCUGCUCAGGAGGUCAGAUCUGCCACUGAUGGUAAUACCAGCACCACUCCGCCCACCUCUGCCAAGAAGAGAAAGUUAAACAGCAGCAGCAGCAGCGGCAGUAACAGUAGUAACGAGAGAGAAGACUUUGAUUCCACCUCUUCCACCUCUUCCACUCCUCCUUCACAACCCAGGGAUUCGGCUUCCCCUUCAACCUCGACCUUCUGCCUGGGGGUUCCCGUGGCUGCUUCCAGCCACGUACCAAUACAGAAGAAGCUACGUUUUGAAGACACCCUGGAGUUUGUAGGGUUUGAUGCGAAGAUGGCUGAGGAAUCCUCUUCCUCCUCCUCCUCAUCACCAACUGCUGCAACAUCUCAGCAGCAACAACUUAAAAACAAGAGUAUAUUAAUCUCUUCUGUGGCUUCCGUACAUCAUGCAAACGGCCUAGCCAAAUCUUCUACCACCGCCUCUAGCUUUGCUAACAGCAAGCCUGGCUCCGCUAAGAAGUUAGUGAUCAAGAACUUUAAAGAUAAGCCUAAAUUACCAGAAAACUACACAGAUGAAACAUGGCAGAAACUAAAAGAAGCAGUGGAAGCUAUUCAGAAUAGUACUUCAAUUAAGUACAAUUUAGAAGAGCUCUACCAGGCUGUGGAAAAUCUCUGUUCUUACAAGAUUUCUGCAAACUUAUACAAACAACUGAGACAGAUUUGUGAAGAUCACAUCAAAGCACAAAUUCACCAGUUCAGAGAGGAUUCAUUGGAUAGUGUUCUUUUUCUAAAGAAGAUCGAUAGAUGCUGGCAGAACCAUUGUAGGCAAAUGAUCAUGAUCAGGAGCAUUUUUUUGUUUCUGGAUAGAACUUACGUUCUUCAGAAUUCAAUGCUACCCUCCAUUUGGGACAUGGGACUGGAGUUAUUUAGGGCGCAUAUUAUAAGUGAUCAGAAAGUCCAGAAUAAGACAAUUGAUGGCAUUCUUCUCUUGACUGAGAGGGAAAGGAAUGGUGAAGCAACUGAUACAAGUUUACUCAGAAGUCUUUUAAGCAUGCUUUCUGAUUUGCAAAUUUAUCAAGAUUCUUUUGAAGAGCGGUUUUUGGAAGAAACUAACCGGCUCUAUGCAGCUGAAGGCCAAAAGUUAAUGCAAGAAAGAGAGGUUCCUGAAUAUCUUCAUCAUGUUAACAAACGUCUAGAAGAAGAAGCAGACAGACUUAUUACUUACUUAGAUCAGACUACUCAGAAAUCAUUAAUUGCUACUGUAGAAAAACAACUUCUAGGUGAACAUUUAACAGCAAUUCUUCAAAAAGGUUUAAAUAACCUCCUUGAUGAGAACCGAAUUCAAGAUUUAUCUCUCCUGUAUCAGCUCUUCAGCAGAGUUCGAGGUGGAGUUCAGGUUCUCUUGCAGCAGUGGAUUGAAUACAUAAAGGCAUUUGGGAGCACUAUUGUUAUUAAUCCUGAAAAAGAUAAAACUAUGGUUCAAGAAUUGCUGGAUUUUAAAGAUAAAGUUGACCAUAUAAUUGAUAUCUGCUUUCUGAAGAAUGAGAAAUUUAUCAAUGCUAUGAAAGAAGCAUUUGAAACAUUCAUUAACAAAAGACCAAAUAAACCUGCUGAACUUAUAGCUAAGUAUGUAGAUUCAAAACUUCGUGCAGGCAACAAAGAAGCAACAGAUGAAGAACUUGAGAAAAUGUUGGAUAAAAUUAUGAUCAUAUUUAGGUUUAUCUAUGGCAAGGAUGUUUUUGAGGCCUUCUAUAAGAAAGAUUUAGCCAAGCGCCUGUUAGUUGGGAAGAGUGCAUCUGUAGAUGCUGAAAAAUCAAUGCUGUCCAAACUUAAACAUGAAUGUGGAGCUGCUUUCACCAGCAAACUUGAAGGAAUGUUUAAAGACAUGGAACUUUCUAAAGACAUCAUGAUUCAGUUCAAACAGGUAAAAUAUAUGCAGAAUCAGAAUGUACCUGGGAAUAUUGAAUUAACUGUGAAUAUCCUGACAAUGGGUUAUUGGCCAACAUAUGUGCCUAUGGAAGUUCAUCUGCCACCAGAGAUGGUAAAACUUCAGGAAAUUUUCAAGACAUUUUAUCUAGGCAAACAUAGUGGCAGGAAACUUCAGUGGCAGUCAACUCUAGGACAUUGUGUGCUAAAAGCAGAAUUUAAAGAGGGUAAAAAAGAACUCCAGGUCUCUCUUUUUCAAACACUGGUGCUGCUAAUGUUUAAUGAGGGAGAGGAGUUUAGUUUAGAAGAGAUCAAGCAAGCUACUGGAAUAGAGGAUGGAGAGUUAAGGAGGACAUUGCAGUCAUUAGCCUGUGGCAAAGCUAGAGUUCUGGCAAAAAAUCCAAAGGGCAAAGAUAUUGAAGAUGGUGACAAGUUCAUUUGUAAUGAUGAUUUCAAACACAAACUCUUCAGGAUAAAGAUCAAUCAAAUCCAGAUGAAAGAAACAGUUGAAGAACAAGCAAGCACUACAGAAAGAGUAUUUCAAGAUAGACAAUACCAAAUUGAUGCUGCAAUUGUUCGGAUUAUGAAGAUGAGAAAGACACUUAGCCACAAUCUCCUUGUUUCAGAAGUAUAUAACCAGUUAAAAUUUCCAGUAAAGCCUGCUGAUCUUAAGAAGAGAAUAGAAUCUUUAAUUGACCGGGACUACAUGGAAAGAGAUAAAGAAAAUCCAAACCAGUACAACUACAUUGCAUAAAAUGUUGGCCUUGAAGCAUUUGGUAUCAUAUGCGAUAGCUGGUGGAUAAACUAACCCAUUCAUUCUAUAUUAUUUGACUGCUUUUUUUUACUACCGAUGACCAAAUGAAGCUGUAUAAUGGAAAUAGUGGAGUGGACUUUUUCUCAGUGGUUAACAUGCCCAUUUUAAAGAGUAAUACUUACCCUUAAGAAGAAUGUUGUCGAACUCUUUGCAUGUUAUUUAGAAUGAUGUGCAGAAACUUUUAAGAAAGUAUUGGUCUUUAUGAUUCCACUUUGGAACUGGGGAAGAGGUCCCUAUGACUUAAUGGGGGUUCUUAUACACCAUUACUUAUGAAGCAGAAAGUUUAUUUGCUUAAAGUGUCAUUUGAAGAUACUUAAAACUGCAUGCAAACUUUAUUUACUGUACAGAGUGGAUGUAUUUAUCAAAUAGAAAAGCCACCCUGGA
Molecule: messenger RNA, 3292 nt
Organism: Chinchilla lanigera (long-tailed chinchilla)
Lineage: Eukaryota; Metazoa; Chordata; Mammalia; Rodentia; Chinchillidae
Gene: Cul4b
Product: cullin 4B
Exons: 22
Coding region: 110-2848 (912 amino acids)
Biological process (GO): protein ubiquitination; DNA damage response; ubiquitin-dependent protein catabolic process
Cellular component (GO): Cul4B-RING E3 ubiquitin ligase complex
Molecular function (GO): ubiquitin protein ligase binding
Source: RefSeq, a predicted model, not a curated record